Messenger RNA from Folsomia candida, 2520 nucleotides. Its product is annotated as oxygen-dependent choline dehydrogenase 1. Gene Ontology annotation, molecular function: oxidoreductase activity, acting on CH-OH group of donors; flavin adenine dinucleotide binding. Lineage: Eukaryota; Metazoa; Arthropoda; Collembola; Entomobryomorpha; Isotomidae. The record is from RefSeq and is a predicted model, not a curated record. The transcript is spliced from 9 exons. The coding region runs from base 457 to 2241 and encodes 594 amino acids.
CAGAGUUAAACAAAUCCGUCCAAACUUAAAUACACUCGCAGAAAUUAUCAACCGAUUAUCAUCCACGUGUAACUAUGAGUACAUGCGACUCUACCGGACGAUAAUAAUCCUACCCCACAACUUGAAUACGACUUGAUCACCGCAUGGAAAUAACGCACUACAUGCUAAGUGGUACUAAAUCACCACGUAUGCCAAUACGCCAAAAAUUACCAAAUUAGCAUCUGGGCCGGUACACUCAAGUCUAAAUAUUACCGGAAUUUGUUGAGUGUGCACUUCCAAACAUUUAAUUAUUGCUAAAUGCGCCAGCUCCCACAGCUUCUCGUCGAUUAUCUUCGUGGCCGAACUUAGGAUUAAUCUGUGUUCUUCGGAGGCGUCAUUAACAAAGCUACAAAUUUGACUUAGAUACUACCCGAAUUUUAUACAAAACAGUACAAAUUUUGAACAUUGUUACCUACCAUGUUACCCACCCUUUUCCUCGCCUCUUUUUCCAUCGCUGUCAAACUAUUCGUGGAAAAGUACCGCAGCGACGAUUUACAAAAGACUUUACAGGAAUUAGAGGGGGAUUUAUCGCUCCCGCGAAUUACCGCAUACGACUACAUAAUUGUUGGGGCUGGCACGGCCGGAUCACUCUUGGCUGGGAGACUAUCGGAAAGAUUUAGCGUCCUGCUUCUCGAAGAAGGUGGGCCACCCCCACCCGCUACGGACAACCAGUUUUAUUACGAACUGACCUCCACCGAUGGCACGUCAGGGAUCAACAAUAUUUUCUUCUCCGAGCCAGAUUCGCAAGGUCGGCGGCGCAGAAUGUCCACCGGGAAAAUGCUGGGUGGCUCGGGAUCCCACAAUGCAAACAUUUAUUUCCGUGGAUCACCUCGAGACUACGAAAAUUACGCAACGCUUACAGGAGACCGGUCGUGGAGUUACGAAAACAUGCUGCGUCACUUCAAAACUACUGAAUCAUUCAGAGGCUGGCUUGUCAGCGAGGAUGAGAGGGCAGGCUACUAUGGGAUAAACGGCCCAAUAAUCGUUAACACCGACACUCCUCCCGUUUUAUCUGCUUGGUUUCAAGCUGGCAUUGAACUAGGAUAUCAUAUUCGAGACGCGAACGCAUUCCAGGAAGAAUCCUUUGUCCCAAUGACGAUGUCCAUGUUGAACGCGGUUCGUCAAAGUGCAUACAACCAAGUAGUCAAACCUUUAAUGAAUUAUCGUCCAACCCUAAAAGUUCUCACCUAUUCAAGAGUCGAUAAGAUUCUUAUCGAUGAGCGGAAUUAUGCUUAUGGAGUGGCCUAUAAACGGCACGGGAUUCCACAGAUUGCUCACGCUCGAAGGGAAGUAAUCGUCGCGUGCGGUACGAUGUCCUCCCCACUUCUCCUUAUUCGGUCAGGAGUUGGACCUGAGGAUACUCUGCGAAAAGCUAAGAUUCCUGUUAAAUCUUCACUACCCGGAGUCGGCUCCAACCUUCGCGACCAUAUAGGCGUCUUCCUUCAAUUCACCUCAUUAAACAAAAACUCCACCUUACAACCCAUCCUCCGCGAUCAGGACGUACAAACGGAACUGCUUAAAUUCCAAGGAAACCCGAGAUCCGGGUAUUUCACCCGGAUGACGGUGGGACCGCAAGCCUUCAUAGUUUCGUCACAAUCUAAGUCAGCUGGAGAAUACGGUUGGCCCGACUUACAGCUGGGAAUCACACAGUAUCCAAGCAUCGGUUCAGCAAAUGAUGUAUCCGUCCAGCUUUACGUCGUUCUCGGACGAGCCGAAACCGAGGGGGAAAUUCGGCUUAAUGUUUCAGCAUAUCAAAGUAACCCUGACGCGGACGAUGUCGCCUUGGCCACCGUGGACUUUAAAGAUUUUGCUAAUUCACGCGAUGAGAAUGCCAUGUUAGAAGGAAUAUCCCUCGCUUUCAAAAUCAUGGAAGGCACGUCGCCCUUUCAAAGCAUGAAAGUAAAGUAUACUGGACCAUCCGUUCCCGCCUGUGCCUAUCAUUUCCCUAAUUCUGCCAACUUUUGGAGAUGCUACAUAAGACAGACCUACAUCGGUUGGCUCCACAUUGUCGGCACUUGCAAAAUGGGACAAGAUUCUGAUCCCAUGUCCGUUGUGGACAGCAAACUAAGGGUACGUGGAAUUCAAAACCUGCGAGUCGUCGACGCCAGCAUUCUGCCAGCGCUACCUAACACAAAUAUCAACGCGGUAGUUAUGGCUGUCGCGGAAAAGGUGGCUUCAGAACUAUUGUUGUCACGGGUGUGAUUAGCACGCGGAAUGUAUGAAGUAGUGUACGAUAAAUGUAUGAAAGCCUUUGUAUACACGUGACUAAAAUAAUAGAGACAUAAAUUUCUUAAAAAAUAUCCUGGUUAAGUAACGUGUCGCCCAAAAAGAGAAUGAAAACAUUUUUCCACAUCAGAGAAUUGUGGGACAAAACAAAGUCGUGCAUUUUCAGAUCCAAUACACUUUCAGGACUACAAGUUUAAACCAAUUUCAUACUUUAAUAACGAAGCGGAACAAAUAAAAUGUUGGAAAGAACACUAA